This is a messenger RNA of Xenia sp. Carnegie-2017, 1269 nucleotides long. RefSeq names its product protein ANTAGONIST OF LIKE HETEROCHROMATIN PROTEIN 1-like. The transcript has 4 exons. The record is from RefSeq and is a predicted model, not a curated record. NCBI's taxonomy places the organism in Eukaryota, Metazoa, Cnidaria, Anthozoa, Malacalcyonacea, Xeniidae. The coding region runs from base 1 to 1218 and encodes 405 amino acids.
AUGGCGGACGAAGUAAUCGCAACCAUUUUCAAUAUUACAUCUGAAUACCACAAAAAGAUGCAAAUGCGUCGUGUAAGGAGGAAGAAAUAUUGUUUGAAACUGAGAAAGCAGCGAAGUAAAAGAAGGGACGGCCUGUUUUAUUUUUGGUUUAUUGGCGCUCUAGGAAAUAAAUUAAUGAGUGAAAGACGUUUCUGGGUGGAUGCAAGCAAAGGCACCGGUUUGUUCUGGGAAAAAACUAUCGAUAUGUGGAAAGAUGAUGGCCUUGAGGGAACAUUCGAUUUCAUUUCCAACAAGAUCAAUGACACUCUUUUGCUUGAAGAUACAAAUUUCAGAAAGGCUAUCCCUGUGCCAAAAAGAGUAGGAAUUUGUCUUUGGCACUUGGCUACCAAUGAAGACUUGCGUUCUUUAGCUUGGCGUUUUGGUAUAGGAAAAAGUACAGCCUGUGAAAUCGUGAACGAGGUUUGCCAAGCUAUUGUUGACGUGUUACUGCGUCUUGUUAUCAAAUGGCCAACGGGCGAUAGACUGCCGAGUAUCGUUGAUGCCUUUCUAACGAAAUGGGGCUUCCCUCAAUGCGCUGGAGCCAUUGAUGGCACUCAUAUUCAAAUUGUAGCACCUUCAAAUUCUGCACAACAUUACUACAAUCGAAAAGGAUUCUACUCUAUUGUUCUCCAAGCUAUUGUUGAUCAUCAAUACAGAUUCACUGACAUUUGCAAAAAGUGGCUAGGUCGAGUCCAUGAUGCAAGAGUUUUAAACUCGGGAGUGCUUGCAAAAGCUAAAGCAGGAAAACCUUUCCCAGAUGGAGGAAAAGAGAUAUGUAGUUGCAAUGUACCAUUCAUGCUUAUUGGUGAUCCAGCAUAUCCACUGUUACCAUGGUUGAUGAAGAGGUAUCCUAACGAUGGCAAUCUCAGUCCUGCUCAAAAGAAAUUUAAUUACUACAUAAGUCAAGCAAGGAAAGUCGUGGAGUGUUCAUUUGGCCGUUUAAAAAACAGAUUCAGAUGCCUACUUAACAAGAAUUAUACAAAUUUAGAUCAUUUGCCUAUGAAAAUUGCAGCAUGUUGUGUUGUACACAAUAUUUGUAAGAGUAGAGCUGACAAACUUUUUUCAGAUUAUGUUGAACUUAUCCCUGAUGAUGAAAUUUCAGAAUUUGUUUUACAGAAUACAGAUGCAAGUGCAGAGCAAAUUAGAAAUUCUUUAACUGAGUUUUUGAUAACACAAUAAGCUGAUGAUAGCUAAAUUACUCAUGUUCUUAAAUUAAAUCAAAAUUUGUAA